AAACUUAUGUUUGUUAAGAUUGUAGGAAAAAAUGAAUAAAGAAAAGGAGGAAUUUUUGUAAAGUUAAUUAUAGAGCGUUAAGAUUGAAUCACAUCGGAACGUGAAGAGAAGAGAGUGGGGGAUCCGUCGAUGGUGGUGGGUCGCACGACCGUGAAGAACAAUGUGGCUUUCCUUUUAACAUUUGUCCGAUACUUCGGGAAAGGUCGUUACUCCAUCCCUCACCUGAAGCUUAAAUUCAGUUAAACAAUCGAGACCUUUCCGCUCAAAAAUUCCAAAAAUUUUCCUAUACCCAUUUUGGAAAUAAGAGAAUUCAACUAACUUCAGCUGCUCAAUUCCUCACAUUCAUUGCCUCCACCUUUUUCUACUCUCUGGAUCGGACCUCUCUCCGCGAGAGGAUCUUUCUUUUUUCUUCUCUUUAUACCGUUUUAUCAUUUUCUACCUGGUACCAGCUCAAAAGGGUUUUCAGAGCAUCUUUUAAUCGUAGUUAGUUGGGUUGGAUCCAAAUAAUGAUGGAGAGGGCUGAUUCUGCACAAAAGUUGUAUACCCGCAUGCGAUUAUGGGAAUUUCCGGAUCAGUAUGUUAUAGAGCCGACAGAUGGCUCUUGUGGUUCGUCUCUGUCAGUCAGUCGUGUCGAUGGAUCCAUGAAACUUAUAGAUGAACUUCCUCAAUGCAGCUCUAUCAGGGUUCCAAAGAUAAGGACAAUUUUUGGAGUAAUUGGCUUGCUGAAACUACUUGCAGGAUCCUAUUUAAUUGUCAUUACCGACCGUGAGUGUGUGGGGUCUUAUUUGGGGCACCCCAUCUUUAGAAUUACAUCCUUGAAAGUUUUUCCAUGCGAUCAUUCAGUAAACAGUUCUCCUUUGGAGCAGAAAAAGAUGGAGGCAGAGUUCUCUGGACUCUUGAAUGUAGCAGAGAAGACUUCUGGUCUUUAUUUUUCCUAUGAUACCAAUUUAACACUGAGUGCACAAAGAUUGCACGCUUUAGGUGAUGAAUCGAAGUUACUACCCUUAUGGAGACAGGCAGAACCAAGAUUUCUUUGGAACAAUUACUUGUUGGAAGUGCUCAUUGAUAGUAAGCUUGAUCCAUAUUUACUUCCUGUUAUCCAAGGGAGCUUUCAGAAUUUCCAGGCUGCCAUUGGGAAAGAUAUUGUUGAUGUAACUCUGAUUGCUCGGAGAUGCACAAGGAGAACAGGAACUCGAUUGUGGAGAAGAGGGGCCGAUUCUGAUGGAUAUGUUGCUAACUUUGUGGAAAGUGAGCAAAUUAUUCAAUUGCAUGGCUUCACAGCAUCAUUUGUCCAGGUUCGGGGAUCAAUUCCAUUACUAUGGGAACAAAUUGUUGAUUUGACAUACAAGCCCAAAUUUGAAUUAGUGAAACUAGAAGAAUCUCCUCGAGUAGCUGAUCGGCAUUUUCUCGAUUUAAGGAAAAAGUAUGGGGCUGUGUUGGCUGUUGAUCUUGUCAACGGGCAUGGAGCUGAGGGGCGCUUAAGUGAAAAGUUCGCAAAUGCAAUGCAACAAAUUACUGGUGAUGAUGUAAGAUACCUGCAUUUUGACUUCCAUCACAUCUGCGGGCAUGUUCAUUUUGAGCGCCUCUCGAUCCUUUUUGAACAAAUCUCAGACUUCCUUGAUCAAAAUGGAUACAUGUUAUUGAAUGACAAGGGUGAGAAAAUGAAGGAACAACUCGGAGUUGUGAGGACGAAUUGCAUUGAUUGCUUGGACCGCACAAAUGUUACCCAGAGUAUGAUAGCCCGAAAGAUGUUGGAAUCCCAACUGAGGAGGCUUGGAAUUUUUGGUGCUGACGAAACUAUUAGCUCACAUCCGAACCUAGAUGAAAGUUUUAAAAUCAUUUGGGCUAAUCAUGGAGAUGAUAUAAGUACCCAAUAUUCUGGCACUCCUGCUUUGAAAGGAGAUUUUGUUAGGUAUGGCCAACGGACGAUUCAAGGGAUCAUGAAGGAUGGUUGGAAUGCUCUCCAACGCUAUUAUUUGAAUAACUUUGUUGAUGGAACAAAACAGGAUGCUAUUGAUCUCUUGCAAGGACACUAUAUCGUUUCAGUUAGUCGGGAUAUGACGCCCACAACUCAAAAGGGAGGCUUAGAAGCUGUGGCGUCCUUCCCACUGGCUUUAUCACUGGUGAUGACAGGAUUCUUUUUUGCAGCCUUGUCAUUGAGACAAGCUCGCUAUGAUCUUCGACACUUGUUCUUUUCUAUCCUGUGGGCAGGCCUGAGUAUAGCUAUUGCAGGUUUUGUAAGGGCCAACGGUCGGAUUUUCUGCAAUCGGCCUCGUCUACACAAACCUCGAUCAUGAUUUUGGUUCCAGAGAUUGGCAUAUUCAGCUAACUAUUCAUUGAAAUUCAAUUUUUCUUUCGAAGAUUUUCAGUCGUUUAUAGAGUUUCUUUCUUUGUUCCAUCUGAAGUGCCCAGUUUCUCAUUAGGACCGCUAUCACAGAAUGUUAUUACAGUUCCCUUUUCUGAUCACUCCUGUUUUUUAGAAUAUCAGAUGUUUAUGUUAUUCAUUGUCGUGUUAUAUCCUAUCUGACUCAGAACAAUAUACAUUUUAGAGAGAUACUAUUGUAGCAAUUAUUUAAACACAAUAUUCAUUGAAAAAAAACAGAAAGUUCCAUAUGAAAA
This is a messenger RNA of Cucumis melo (muskmelon), 2619 nucleotides long. Its product is annotated as phosphoinositide phosphatase SAC7-like. Gene Ontology annotation, biological process: phosphatidylinositol dephosphorylation. The transcript is spliced from 21 exons. Lineage: Eukaryota; Viridiplantae; Streptophyta; Magnoliopsida; Cucurbitales; Cucurbitaceae. Gene Ontology annotation, molecular function: phosphatidylinositol-4-phosphate phosphatase activity. Gene Ontology annotation, cellular component: endoplasmic reticulum. Bases 507 to 2297 code for a protein of 596 amino acids. The record is from RefSeq and is a predicted model, not a curated record.